ACUCCAUCUCUCUCGAGGGUAAGCAUUUCUUUCAUGAUAGUUUCAUCAUCCACAGAAAAUGAAGAAAAAAGUACUUUUAAUGGGAAAAAGUGGUUCCGGCAAGACCAGCAUGCGUUCAAUCAUAUUUGCUAACUACAUUGCUAGAGACACUAGAAGAUUGGGAGCAACUAUUGAUGUUGAGCAUUCGCAUGUUCGUUUUCUCGGAAACCUGGUUCUUAAUCUAUGGGAUUGUGGCGGUCAAGAGGCUUUCAUGGAGACCUACUUCACGACACAGCGUGAUAACGUAUUCAGGAAUGUUGAGGUCCUUAUUUACGUGUUUGAUGUUGAGAGUAGAGAGCUGGAGAAGGACAUGCAUCAUUACCAGUCCUCACUGGAGGCCAUCAUUCAAAACUCACCCGAAGCUAAAGUUUUCUGUCUAAUACAUAAAAUGGAUCUUUUACCUGAAGACCAGAGGCAAAUGAUUUAUGAAAAGAGAGAAUCUGAGCUUGUUAAGAGAUCGUUGCCCCUUGAGUGUAAAUGUUUCAAGACAUCAAUAUGGGACGAGACACUUUACAAGGCCUGGUCCCAAAUAGUCCAUCUCCUCAUACCUAAUGUCAAUACACUUGAGAUGCAUCUUGACAGUUUUGCUGGUAUUCUUGAUGCUGAUGAGGUUCUCCUGUUUGAGAGAGCUACCUUCCUUGUCAUAGCUCAUUCUGUGAAGAGGCAACACAGUGAUAUUCAUAGAUUUGAAAAGAUCAGUAAUAUAGUCAAGCAGUUUAAACUGAGUUGCAGCAAACUUCAGGCUCAGUUCCAGAGCAUGGAAGUACGGAAUUCCCAGUUCUCUGCAUUUAUUGAUGUAUUUACUCCAAACACUUAUGUAAUGGUUAUCAUGUCUGACCCAACCAUACCGUCUGCUGUUACUCUUGUUAAUGUAAAAAAUGCUCGCAAGCAUUUUGAGAAAAUUGAGAAGAUGGAAGGAGGAGGAGGAUCCAUACCACCACUGUCCUAACAAGAGACUAUACUCCCCCUCUCUCUCUCUCUCACUCUUAUCCUCUCAUUAUUGUUUUAAUAAUAAUGUGGUUUAUAAUAAUAAAAAUAAUUAUUACCGCUGUAAUCGAAAAUUUUAAUGAUUUGCUGUGUUGUCACCCAGCUCUAAUUUUUGUAUGAGAAACCAUUGUAAAAAUAGUUGAAAA
Messenger RNA from Amphimedon queenslandica, 1172 nucleotides. RefSeq names its product ras-related GTP-binding protein A-like. Gene Ontology annotation, biological process: cellular response to starvation; positive regulation of TORC1 signaling; negative regulation of autophagy. Gene Ontology annotation, cellular component: Gtr1-Gtr2 GTPase complex; nucleus; lysosome. The coding region runs from base 59 to 988 and encodes 309 amino acids. Gene Ontology annotation, molecular function: GTPase activity; GTP binding. NCBI's taxonomy places the organism in Eukaryota, Metazoa, Porifera, Demospongiae, Haplosclerida, Niphatidae. The record is from RefSeq and is a predicted model, not a curated record. The transcript is spliced from 9 exons.